Messenger RNA from Seriola aureovittata, 1959 nucleotides. It is a transcript of the gene ddah2, whose product is annotated as dimethylarginine dimethylaminohydrolase 2. The record is from RefSeq and is a predicted model, not a curated record. Lineage: Eukaryota; Metazoa; Chordata; Actinopteri; Carangiformes; Carangidae. The transcript has 6 exons. Gene Ontology annotation, biological process: arginine metabolic process; positive regulation of nitric oxide biosynthetic process. Gene Ontology annotation, molecular function: amino acid binding; dimethylargininase activity. Bases 433 to 1305 code for a protein of 290 amino acids.
GUCGCGAGUCAGAGAAAGACAGAGGGAGUAACGGGACCUGGGUUGGUUUGGAAAUUAAAUCAGACGGAGGGAAACGCGGCCAAGCGUGGAGAUACGACAUUGAAAACAGCUGAGAUCACCUGCUUCCACCUCUCGGCAUCUGCAGGUGGGGGGAGUAGCCGAUGGAGUGCUGAAUUGAAAGACGUAGCACCGCGACGGGGAUGAAGAUGCUCUCCACUCUCCCUCUGGACCUCCUGAUCCAUCCCAUCAGCUUCAUUUAGAGUUCACCUGGUGUUUUGAUGAAAGCCAGACUGUGAAAAAGUUGCAAACGCCUACAUACACAGAUCGUUUUUAUCUCCUCUUGCUUGUCUCCUGGCAGAGCAAGCUUAUUGGCAUUUUUUGCAGAACAGUAAUACUCACUACCACUUUUUAUAAACAGUUUUUAAUGAAAACAUGGCGAACAUGUGCCCGUAUGGUCGCUUCACUCACGCCGUGGUGCGGGGAAUCCCAGAGACCUUUGGGAAGGCUGCGGGAGACGGUCGUGAGAACGUGGAGACAUCAGUGGAUCUGGCCAAAGCUCAGCGUCAGUUCGGUUGCCUGACAGGAGCCCUGAGGCAGAAGGUUGGCCUGCAGUUGAUCGAGAUCCCCCCUGACCCUGAGCUGCCGGAGAGCUGGAGGAUAGAGGAUGUGGCAGUCAUCCAGGGAGACACGGCGCUCAUCACCAGGCCCUUCAAACAGCAGAGGCGCAGUGAGGUGGAGGCAGUGAGGAGGGUGAUGUCGGAGCUGAAUCUGACGGUGGUGGAGAUGGGGACUGAGGAGGGGGACUCUGCAGGAGCCACCCUGGAGGGUAGCGACAUCCUUUUCACGGGGAGGGAGUUCUUUGUCGGCAUCUCCUCCCACACCAACCGCAGAGGGGCGGAGGUGCUGGCAGACACUUUCAGGGACUUUGCUGUGUCCACUGUCCCCGUCUGCGGUGGAGCCCGACUGAAAAACAUCUGCUCCAUGGGAGGUCCAGACACAAUCAUCAUAAGCAACAGUUAUGGGGCCAAGAAGACACUCCGGAUGAUGGAACAGCUGACUGAUCACCACUAUGAAGUCCUCACUGUCCCUGAGGAAUCGGCCGCAAACUGCAUCUACAUCAAAGGUCCGUCUAAACGGGACUUCCUGCUGCACCGGCCUGCAGACGAGUGUCCUGACAGUGUCUCUGCCUUCCAGAAGCUGCAGGACUACACCCUCCUGCCUACAGCCUGCAGCGAGGCCUCCAAACUGGGAGCGUCCCUGUCCUCACUCUGCCUCCUCAUCAACAGAAAGCACACGUAUUUCUGAAGACACACUCCCAACACUCAGUAUGUUACACAGUAUUUACCUGCACAUGUCCGUGGUGUGGUGGAGGGGGGCCUCCGAAACACUUCCCACGGAUUUAAAAUUCUUGUCUAUUUAUUGUUAAAGGAAACACUGACACACAGCGUUUGUAUGAGAGAGAAUACGAUCCAUCUGUUAACAGACUAACUGUACCAAACACGCAGAUUGUUGGCACAGCUGCCCCCCCUGCUGAACCAACAGUGCAGCACACAGAGGUCUUACAACACCACUCAUGAAACCACUAAAUUCAACUGUAGUUUUUGUUUAACUUGGUAAUUUGUAGGCACCACUGAGCUAACAUUAAAACAAUUGAAAUUGGAGACUUUUUAAUAUCUUCUAAGGCCUUUUUAUUUUGAGGAAACUGAAUUCAGCGCUGUAGAAAACCCCGUGGUGCUCAAAUUCAUGAUCAUGUGUAGCUCUUAUAUCCAUAUUACAACAGGUUGGUAUCCAUUUCAUUACUAUUCAAGUAUUAGUUGUUUUACUGACAGUUUAAAUUGCAGGAUGUGUAGCUGCUAAGUAUAAAAAUGCAGAUUUUUUUAUUAAAUAGUUUUAGCUUUUCCUAUGUAUGAAUUUGUAGCAAGUGUAGAGAUGCCAAUAAAAUGUAUCUGCCAACUUGUA